GGGCAGCGGCGCAUCCAAAUUCCUCCUCUCGCAGAUAACUGUGGCAGUCAGUCAAGCAGCAGGUCCCGAGCGGUGGCGGCGGCGACCACGUGCGCGGCGGCGAUGGUGAGGACUGAGGAGCUAUCCCGUAUAGAGGGGCUGUGCCUGUGCGCGAAGUGAGCCACAUAGCGGCGGCGAGCACGUUCGAAGCCCACGAAAAAUGGCCUCCCGCCUCUUAACCAGAUCAGCGGCGUCGCGCCUCGUUUCCCACCUCCACCGCAAGACGCCAGGCAUUACUCCCUGCCUCCUCACCCGUGGCCCUGCCUUGGCGUCCCUCUUGGGGCCCACUGAUGGCCUCCCCCACGCCGCUGACUCCACUCUGCUCCGCGUUCCGAUGCGGUGGCUCUCCUCUCCGUCCUCGGAGGCGGUGGCGGAGGCUCCGAUGACCGCGGACGGCCUGACUGUAGACUCAAUCGCCGACAAGGGGUGGACGAUUCUUCCCGAAGCCGAGAGCGACUGGCGCAGCCAUGCCGCGGCCGUCGCACAGUCAGUCAAGGUCAUCAAAAAGCGCCUCAAGUGGGGAUGGAUACUUGAGAGAACGAAGCAAUUGGCUGUGGUGUUGGAGAAGCCAGACCUCUGGGAAGACCCAGUUUUUGCUGGGAGGGUUAGCCGUGAGCAGGGUGAGCUCAUGGGCAAGAUUAAGUCAGUGAACCAAUUUGAGCAGGAAUUGAUUGAACACAUUGAGAUGCUACGGCUUGCACGUGAAGAAAACGAUAAUGAACUUGAGAUGGAAAGCAUGAAGGCUUUAGCUGAUAUGAGAAGAAGUGCAAAGGAGAAAGAACUUAAUGCGUUACUUUCUGGAGACAAUGACUCUUGUUCUUGCUUCAUUGAGGUUCAGGCAGGGGCUGGCGGCACUGAGAGCAUGGACUGGGCUGCAAUGGUCAUGAACAUGUAUAGGUCAUGGGCCCAGCGACGAGGAUAUAAAAUCACUGUGGUAGAAGAGAUGUCUGGUGAAGUAGCAGGAAUCAAGAGGGCCACUAUCAAAGUUGAUGGUGAAUAUGCAUUUGGAUAUGCCAAAGCUGAAGUAGGAGUUCAUAGAUUAGUGCGAAUUUCUCCAUUUGACAGUGGAAAGCGGCGGCACACUUCCUUUGCGGCUGUUGCUGUAAUACCUAUUCUUGGGGAUACCACUAGCCGGUACCAGAUCAAAGAUUCUGAUCUUAGGAUAGAACGUUUCCGAUCUGGUGGCCCUGGUGGUCAGCAUGCCAACACUACAGAGAGUGCCAUUCGAAUUGUGCACAUUCCGACUGGUAUAAGUGCAACAUCUCAAAAUGAAAGAUCACAGCACAUGAACAAGGCAUCAGCAAUGGCAGUGCUCCAAUCUCGUCUUGAUCAGCUUGAGAUUGCCCGCCAGGCACAGAUGAAUGCAGAGCACACACAAUCACUCAACGAAAUCAGCUGGGGCAACCAAAUAAGAUCUUAUGUUCUCCAUCCAUACCGUAUGGUCAAAGAUCUCCGGACGAACUAUGAAGUAUCUGACCCGGAUUCAGUUCUAGAAGGAGAUCUAGACGAUUUCAUCUUGAACUAUUUGUCUUCGUCACUGGAUGAAGCUGAUGUAAGUACCUGAACAAAGAACCAUGCUCGCCAUUUUUCAUGAGCUACCUGCCAAAUCACUUGGCUUUGAAACAAACCAACUGAGACACUGCUGAAGCGCUAGCAGCUGGAGGUGCUGCUCCAGUCUUUUCUUUGGUAGCCAAUACAAGUCGAGGUCAAAUGAUGAGAAUUUAAGGUACGGGAUAGUAGUAGGUUGCAAGUGCAAAAACCAGAGUUAGUUGCACAGGAUAGAGUUUAUAGUGUAACAGACCUGGCAAUAUUGUGAAAAAUAUUUGCCUGAUAUUGGAGACGGGGUUACUUUUUCUGUACUGCAUUUGCCGUUUGUGAUCGACGUAUAAACAGUCAUCCCUAAUUAUCUAGUCAAUCUAGCUCCUCUUUUUUACUGUA
Molecule: messenger RNA, 1977 nt
Organism: Zea mays
Lineage: Eukaryota; Viridiplantae; Streptophyta; Magnoliopsida; Poales; Poaceae
Product: peptide chain release factor 2
Exons: 7
Coding region: 200-1603 (467 amino acids)
Biological process (GO): translational termination
Cellular component (GO): cytoplasm
Molecular function (GO): translation release factor activity, codon specific
Source: RefSeq, marked validated